This is a messenger RNA of Ailuropoda melanoleuca (giant panda), 1371 nucleotides long. RefSeq names its product complement factor H-like. Bases 316 to 1371 code for a protein of 351 amino acids. Gene Ontology annotation, molecular function: complement component C3b binding. The transcript is spliced from 9 exons. NCBI's taxonomy places the organism in Eukaryota, Metazoa, Chordata, Mammalia, Carnivora, Ursidae. The record is from RefSeq and is a predicted model, not a curated record. Gene Ontology annotation, biological process: complement activation.
GAUACACCCACAUGUUACAAAAGAGAAUGUGAGAUUCCUCUAUUAGAAAAACACUUAAUUGUUGAGCCCAGAAAAGACAAAUAUAAAGUUGGAGACGUGUUGAAAUUCUCCUGCAGACAAAGAUUGACAAGAGUUGGACCAGAUUCAGUUCAGUGUUACCACUUUGGAUGGUCCCCUAAUUUUCCAACAUGUAAAGAGCUAGUAAGAUCCUGUGGUACACCUCCUCAACUCCCCAGUGGGGAGGUUAAAAAAACAAACAAAGAAAAUUAUGAACACAAUCAAUUAGUGGAAUAUGUUUGCAACCCUGGAUUUUUGAUGAAGGGUCCUAAUAUAAUUCAAUGUGUUGAUGGAGAAUGGACAAAGUUGCCCGUAUGUAUUGAGGGCACUACAUGUGGAGAUAUACCGGCACUUGAGUAUGGCUAUGUUGUUGAGUCUUCUGCCCCUCCCUAUCACCACGGAGAUUCAGUGGAGUUCAGUUGCAGAGAAACAUUUACAUUGAUUGGACACAGAUCAAUUACAUGUGCUGGAGGAAUGUGGACCCAACUUCCUCAGUGCGUUGCAACCAAUGAACUUAAGAAAUGUAAACUAUCACAGUUAUUUGACUAUGAGGUGGUUGAAUUUGGUCAUAACACCAACAUAAGUUACAAAUGUAAAGGAAGAUCGGAACACAAACACUCAAUCUGCAUAAAUGGAAGAUGGGAUCCUGAAAUAGCCUGCACAAAGCUACAAAUGCAGCCAUGCCCACCUCCACCUCAGAUUCCCAAUGCUCAAGAUAUGACAACUACAGUGAAUUACCAGGAUGGAGAAAAAAUAUCUGUUCUCUGUCAAGAAAAUUAUGUAAUUCAGGAUGCAGAAGAAAUUGUGUGUAAAGGUGGAAGAUGGCAGUCAGUACCACGCUGUGUUGAAAAGAUUCCAUGUUCUCAACCGCCUCAUAUAGAACAUGGAAUCAUGAAAGCAUCUGGUUCUUCAGAAGAAAGGAAAGAAACAUUUAAUCGCAGGCUUUAUGCACAUGGCACUAAGUUAAGUUAUAUUUGUGAAGAUGGUUUCAGGAUAUCUGGAGAAGACUGGAUAAUGUGCUACAUGGGAAAAUGGAGUUCUCCACCUCAGUGUGUAGGAAAAUGUGGGCCCCCUCCACCUAUCGACAAUGGAGACAUUACCUCAUUCCCAUUACCAGCUUACGCUCCAGGAUCAUCAGUUGAGUACCGAUGCCAGGCCUUCUAUGAACUUCAGGGAAAUAGGAAUGUAAUAUGUAGUAAUGGACAGUGGUCAGAACCACCGAAGUGCUUAGAAUGUGCAUGUGAGCUAAGAGGAAUGUGCAUUCUGUUGCUAUUGGAUAAAACGCUCUGUGCCUGUAAAUUCCAUCUGGUCUAA